CGGUUGGAGGCGUGUGUUAUGUAAUACAUUCUCACGAUUUGACCCGUUGAACUCAAAAGAUCUUGGCUUGCGUAUUUCCACCACCCUCCUCAUUUGAACCGCUGUUGGAGCUCUCAGCCAUGUCUUUGCCUCAGCCAGUUCCCCCCUCAUGGAAGGACCUUGGAAAGUCCUCCAACGACUUGUUGACGAAGGACUACCCCUUCUUCGGUACUUCCUUGGAAGUCAAGACCAGGACCCCCUCGGGCGUCGCCUUCAAGGUUGCUGGUCUCCGUGACUCCAAGUCACAAGCCAUCAACGGCGAUAUCGAAGCCAAAUACUCGGACCCCAAGAACGGUCUUGUCUUCACCGAGACAUGGACGACCUCCAAUAUCCUCAAGUCGCAGCUCGAGCUUGAGAACUACCUCGCAAAAGGCUUGAAACUUGACUUCUCUACCUCCUUGGUCCCGGACUCGGGCUCGAAAUCUGCUCUCGUCAACCUCAGCUACAAGCAGUCUGGCGUACACACCCGUGGCGCUCUUGACGUGUUCAAAGGACCCACCUUCACCACGGACGCUGUCUUCGGCCGUGACGGUUUCCUUUUCGGUGCUGAGGCUGCCUACAACGUCACCGAGGGCAAGAUCUCCCGCUAUGCCGCAGCCAUUGGCUACAAUGCACCCGAAUACGCCGUAACGGUCCAUGGCCUCAACAACCUCAACACCUUCUCGGCCAGCUACUAUCACCGUGUUAGCCCCGACGUUGAAGCAGGUGCCAAGGCUGUCUACGACUCCAAGUCGACGACCUCAGGCGUUGCCCUUGAGGUUGGCACCAAGGCUUACCUCGACUCGGCUGCGUUUGUGAAGGCCAAGAUUAACAAUGCUGGUGUUCUGGCCCUCGGUUACACGCAAACUCUCCGCCCCGGUGUGAAGGCUUCCUUCGGUCUUGCUCUUGACACACAACGACUCAAUGACAUCGCCCCCAUUGGUCCCGCCCACAAGGUUGGCGCUUCGUUCACCUUCGAGGUCUAAAAUUUUAGUGUCACCAUCACACUACACGAUGUCCUACUAGCAUCUGACGUUGCUUGAGAAUAUGACAUCGAGUAAAUUAGCCUCCUAGAACAAAUAUUGGAACAUUAGAGAAUGAACAUGAGCGGGAAAAAAAAAUGCUGUGUGGUAUCCACAUGAUUGCGGU
Molecule: messenger RNA, 1167 nt
Organism: Pisolithus orientalis
Lineage: Eukaryota; Fungi; Basidiomycota; Agaricomycetes; Boletales; Pisolithaceae
Product: eukaryotic porin/Tom40
Exons: 6
Coding region: 120-1004 (294 amino acids)
Biological process (GO): monoatomic anion transmembrane transport
Cellular component (GO): mitochondrial outer membrane
Molecular function (GO): voltage-gated monoatomic anion channel activity
Source: RefSeq, a predicted model, not a curated record